This is a messenger RNA of Nanorana parkeri, 1321 nucleotides long. RefSeq names its product glycosylated lysosomal membrane protein (gene GLMP). Gene Ontology annotation, cellular component: lysosome. The record is from RefSeq and is a predicted model, not a curated record. Lineage: Eukaryota; Metazoa; Chordata; Amphibia; Anura; Dicroglossidae. The coding region runs from base 25 to 1239 and encodes 404 amino acids. The transcript is spliced from 6 exons.
GAGGAAGUGGCUGUGCUUGGAGUCAUGAGGAUGGAGGUGCAGCUGCUGCUGUGGGCCCUGUGUGUUGGGCUGGGGGCCACAGGGGCCCCCGAGGAGGAGACCAGGAAGGUCACUCUGGAGCUAAACCCCGGCUCCUCCAACUCCACCCAGAACCUCCUCCAUAUCCGGGCGGUGGGAAAUGGCAGCACCAUCCAUUAUGUGUGGAGCACAAUUGGGGCCCCCACCAUCCUCCUCAUCUACACUGACAGUGAGAACACCCGGCUGCAGGUCAACUGGACCAAACUGUUCUCUCCGGAGCCCCACGGAGCCAUCCGCGUGGAACCCGCCAACCACGUGCUCUACUCCACCGCGCUGCUCUUCACCCGGAUUUUUGAAUACAGAGAUGAGAACAACACGGCCAGUUUCCCCGAUCUAGACAGGAAAUCCUUCUACCCUCCUUAUGAGCUGUCUAAGUUCACCUGGGAGAGCGCCCGAGACUCCAUGAACUCCUCUUCACUGACCGCGCGUCUCUCCGGAGUCGAUUCCACUAACGCCACCACGAGCUUCCAGAAUGGGAGUGUCAGCUUCCAGGUCUCGGCAUACGAAGGCUCGGGGCGCGACACCACCUCUCCCCGGCUGCUUCACACUGCAAACUGCACCAAAAUGGAAUUCAUGCUGUCUGGGGUCCGACCGCGGGGCAAUAACUCCCGCUUUGCCCUGGAGAUGGUGACCCUGGAGAAGAAGGCGGGGCAUAAGAAGAUGCAGUCCGUUCGCUCUAUUGAUGACGAGUACACCCCGACCAUCUUUGAGGUGAUGGAGUUGGUGCCGGACUUCCCCAACGCCAGCCAUGCCCACGGUUACUUCCAGUGGAAGUCAGUGGCAUACGGCUCCGUGGAGGGCGGUAGAGCCAACGCCCUGCCCUGCAAGAUGUACAAGCCGCACGGUCUGAACGAGACUCUCCGGAUCCCCAGCAUCGUCCACGCUUUCUACGGGGAAGGUCUGGCUGAGAGGUACAACAUCGAAGCUUAUAACGUCUCCUUCGGGAUCGCAGACGGCGACUUCUACGACAAAAACAGCUUCUUGGGCUGGUCAGCGUUGAUCGGUUACGGCACGCCGCCUCACGAUUCCUUCUCCGUGUUGGUGAUGUGCAUCAUGGCGGUGGCUCUGGGCACGCCCCUGGUCCUGUUAAUCGUGGGCGCCAUCGUGGUGACGGCGAUGAGGAAAAAGAGAGUCGCCGCCAACUACCAGCCAGUCAACUAGGAGGAGAGGAUUACCUCCGCCUCGGACGAUUCGCACAAGGACUCAAAACUGACCAAUGGCAAUAAGGCCGGGCUGGCGGAUU